AUGCGUUGGCGGGGGUCCGUUGAGCGUGGAUGGUGUUGGUCGGGCGCUGGGGAUGGCGGCGCGGCGCGGGCGGCGGGCGGGGAGCGGGCGACGGUGAGGAAGGCGGGGGCGGGUGUGAUGCGCGCACACGUGGCGCUGUUCGUGGCGUGGUGCUGCGCGGUGCUGGCGACGGGGGCGGCGGCGGCGGCGGGGGAGCUGCGCGUGCUGCGGGCGGACGCGCGCGCCGUCUUCUUCGUGGGCAUCGCCGCGCCGCCCUCUGCGGCCGCCGCCGUGCGCGCGUUCAACCGCUCGCUCGCUGAUAUCUCCCGAACGCACUUCGCCGGCGACUACCCGCUCUACCUACGGAACAUUACGCUGCAGCCGCUCUAUAUCGAGCUGCCCGAAGAUGAAAGG
Molecule: messenger RNA, 393 nt
Organism: Iphiclides podalirius (scarce swallowtail)
Lineage: Eukaryota; Metazoa; Arthropoda; Insecta; Lepidoptera; Papilionidae
Source: the annotation of a GenBank genome assembly